This is a messenger RNA of Hyposmocoma kahamanoa, 706 nucleotides long. RefSeq names its product dynein light chain Tctex-type (gene Dlc90F). Bases 108 to 458 code for a protein of 116 amino acids. Lineage: Eukaryota; Metazoa; Arthropoda; Insecta; Lepidoptera; Cosmopterigidae. The transcript is spliced from 3 exons. The record is from RefSeq and is a predicted model, not a curated record. Gene Ontology annotation, biological process: microtubule-based movement. Gene Ontology annotation, molecular function: dynein intermediate chain binding. Gene Ontology annotation, cellular component: cytoplasm; cytoplasmic dynein complex.
UGUUUGACGAACAAAAAAGGGUUUCUUUUCCAUAGCGUCAAAAAUUUUGUUGUUUUAAUAAAAAAGUAUUUCUAAAUCCCUACAAUUGGAAGUUUACGUUGUAUAUCAUGGAGGUCAAGGAAUGUAAUGAUUUAACCGAGGAAAACCAAUUUAUUGUGGACGAUGUGAGCAAAAUUAUCAAAGAAGCUAUCGAAAAUUCUAUCGGAGGUACAGCUUAUCAACAUAACAAAGUGAAUCAGUGGACUUCGGCUGUAGUGGAGUCUUGUCUGGGCCAACUAACAAAGUUACAAAAACCGUACAAGUACAUAGUAACAUGCACUAUAAUGCAAAAGAAUGGAGCAGGACUACAUACAGCAUCAUCAUGUUUCUGGGACAACAACACUGAUGGAUCAUGCACAGUGCGCUGGGAGAACAAAACUAUGUAUUGCAUUGUUUCUGUUUUUGGUCUGGGCAUUUAACACGAAAACAAAAUAUGACAAAUUCACUUUAAAUCUUGCUAUAAUAUGUAGCAUAGUGUGCUAUUACAAUACGGAUUUUACAUUUCAGUGAAAUUGUACUUGGUGGCUCUAGAUCUAAAUAUAUUCAUUAUUGAAACAUAAUCAACUAGCUUAUUACAGUAAAAUUGUUCCAUAUUCUAACUUAUAAGUAAGAUUUUAGAUUGUGUUACAAAACAUAAUAUCUACAGUCAAAGAUUUCAGCUUUUUAA